GGGAGAGGAUGGGAGCCGGCAGCUGGAGCCUGCGGCCGGCGUGGACGACCCGACCCUUGGGCUGCAAAGGAGUGGAAUGAGCGUUCCGGGGCAGGGCGUGUCCCGGCUCUUCUCCUUCCUGCCCAGGACAAAUAACUUUCAUCUGGACUGGUAGGCAGCUUUAGCAGUCAUGAGUCCAGUUCCCUUCAUAUCAUCAAUAUGCUGUGCCCAAGAGAAUUAAUCAGUCCUGGCUGUGGCUUUUCCCAGGCCCUGCUUGAGCCUCCUUUGUUCUCCCAAGGGUGGAGGAAGAGAAGAUCCCAGGCAGGCAGCCAGGAUCUCAUUAAAGGGGACAAACAAGGUGUGAUGACCUCUUUUGCGUGAUAAGAUGCUUCUGGGACCGGAAACAGCAGAAAUGUGACUAAACCAGAGCAGCCGCUCCUUCUGCCAUGAUGCUUUUCCGUAAGCCGCGGCUGCUGUCCUGGUCCAGCCCAGCUCUCCAUUUCUUUUUCUUGACGAUAGUAACAUUUGGCAUUUUGGCCCCUCUGACCUGCCACCGCCUCCUCCACUCCUACUUCUAUGUGCGCCACUGGCACCUGAACCAGAUGAGUGAGGAGUUCUUGAAGCAGAGCUUGAAGGCGGGUGAGGCUGCACUCCACUACUUUAAGAACCUCCAGGCCCUCGAUGUCACCCUGCCCAAAGGUAGGCAGGUCCCCUCACGGCCUUGGCUUUUGAUCACCAUCGUCACAGUGUCCCGACAGCCUGAGUUCCACUAUGUCUUACAGGUGGCAUCUCAGUUCCAUCGCCUCCUUCAGCAGUGUGGUCACCCAUGCCAGAGUCACCAACUCUUUUUGUGUGAUGUGGAUUGGAACUCCAGACACCAGGAUGCCAAGCUGCUGGCCAAUUUUAUCCCCGUGACCAGCCGAUUUGCAGGCACCAAAAGGGUGAACAUUAGCAGGAGUGUCCUCACGAGUACAUUUGAGAAAGAGAAGCAGGACUAUGCUUAUUGCCUGGAGAAAUCUCUGCAGAACUACAACCCAGAAUACGUCCUGAUGGUGGAAGAUGAUGCCAUUCCUGAAGAGCAGAUCUUUAGUGUCUUAAGGCACCUUCUGGAAACUAGAUUGUCGGAGCCACACCUCAAAGAUGCCCUUUACCUGAAGCUUUAUCAUCCCGAGAGACUCCAGUGCUACUUCAACCCAGAGCCCAUGAGGAUUCUGGAGUGGUUUGGUGUGGGGAUGUUCCUGGGCCCCUUGCUCGGUUGGGCAUAUGUCAAGAUUGCCAACCUCCCAGGGCUGAACUACCGCAUUGUUGUCUUCUUCUCCUUGUACAGCAUGGGGCUGGCAGAGCUGGUGGGCCGUCACUACCUGCUGGAGCUUCGGCGACUGGCCCCUGCCCUCUACAACGUGGUCCCCACUACGCAGUGCUGCACUCCUGCCAUGCUUUUCCCUGCCUCUUCGGCCCAGAGGACGGUGAGCUAUCUCGCUGAGAUAUCCUGCCGCGGUGGCUUUGCCAAGGACAUGGCACUCUACUCAUUUCUACAGGACAAGAAUGAGAGGGCCUAUGUGGUAGAGCCUAACCUAGUAAGACACAUUGGGCUCUACUCCAGCCUCCGGUUUAACUAUAAGCCCAAAUUGUUGUAAAAUCCUGAGAAAAGCCUUUCUGGAUAUUGUCAGAGCACUUUUUAGGGAUGGAUACACUUAGCCAUGUAUUUUGGAUUCACUUACUUUCUUUUUUAUUUGUUUAACAUUGGGUAGAGAAGUGUUCAUUGGGAAAGUUGAGGGGCUUAGGGGUGAAGUGCCUUAACAGUUCCUAACCUGCAGACUGGUGGCAGGCAGGAUACCAUUUGAAUACCAAGAUUCUUCCAUAUUCUGCACCAGACCUAGGUACAUAUCUUAUCCAAAAAUGUCUUGUGAAUUCCGGAUAUUUUGACUUUGACAUUCGAACUUUUUAGCAGAUCAGACCCAGUAAAUCUCUCUUACAUACACACACACACACACACACACACACACACACACACACACACUCACACACACAUUCACACUCACACUCACUCACUCACAUACUUAGUCACUUUCCACCAAAAAAGAGGAAACACCCAAGAUUAAAAUAGGUGUGCCUUUGGGAAAAUUUUCAAUGGUAUAAUAGGCUGCCUCUUAAUGUCUUUGUAUGGGGAUUUGGAUCCAAUAAGAUCCUGGUAAAAUAUUCAUACAAAGACAGAAGACAUACAGGAAGGAGACAAUAGAUAGUACCUGUGGGAGUUUGGGAUACAUUGGCCAAAGGUCUAAAAGCUUCCAACUUUAAGGAUCCAAGAUUGUCAGUCCUUUCCUUCACACACCCCACAAAUAAGUCUGAAGGCAUAACCCAUCUAAACUCGCCAAUUUUAAAUGUCUUUCACUUCUUUCUAUCCCGGAGCACCAGAAUUGGGAUUCAUUUGCCUUACCAACAAUGAUUGAGGCUUCUUCUUGUCUUGUGAUGGACUGCUUACUUCCUUUCUCCUAUUGUAUGCUUGGAUACUUUCUACCUCCAUGAGAAGUUAUAGGGCAAUGGGAAUUUUGGGGGAGUUUUGCAAAAUUUUACAUGUUAUCAUCCACAUUUGUUCAUUCAACAGGCACUGAUCCUAUUGUGUGCAAGACAUUCAUGCUAGGCACUGAGGGAAAUACAAAGAUAAAUCAGAGAUCACAAAAUCUUAGACUUGGAAGGGCCUUCAGAUCCCAUCUAUUCUAGUUCAGUUCAUAACUGAACAAAAUCCUGUCUGCCAUAUACCUGACAAGUGAUCAUCUUGUCUUUGCCUGAAAACUGCAAUGGAAAGAAAACCUACUAACUCCCAAGGCAACUUAGUCUGCUUUUUGAUAUCUCUGAUUGUUAGGAAGUUUUUCUUUACGUUAAGCUUAAAUUUGCCUCUUUGUAACUUCUGUGCAUUUUUCCCAUCUCUACCUUCUGGACCAGAAACCAAGAAAUCUGAUCUCAUCCCUAUGAUAGCCCUCCAAUAUUUUUAGGUGGAUAUUAUGUUGUUCUUUAGGAUAAACAUCUCCAGUUCUUUGAAAGGAUCCUCAUAUGACAUGAUCACAAGGUCCUUUUUCCUUAGCUUCUCUCCUCUGGAUGCUCUCCAGCUUACAAAUUAUCUGUCCUAAAAUUUAUGUGGUACCUAUACUGAAACACAACACUCCAGGUAGUAUCCAGACAGAACAGAGUACCAUAGAACUAUUACAUUGCUCAAUAUGGAUAUUAAGCCUUUAAAUGAAGUCUGAGAUCACAUUAGCUUUCUGUUCUAAUGCCUUCAUGGAGCCUAAUAGUUUAGUAGAGAAGGAAAGAUAUAUACAGUAAUGAAGACUACACGCCCACAGGAAAAUAAAAAUCAAUCCAGGCUGACUUUAGAAAAGUCCUUUGAUUUUGUAGGUUUUUGAAAUAUCGACAUUCAGCCAUUUAAUUGUUAAACUGGGAACAGGGAACACAAAUUGUCAUUAAUUAUAAUGGAUAUCUGUACACACACACACGUACGCACACCUUACUGAGAUUAAUCAAAUCUGGCCAAGAUGUGUUCCAACCUGUAGGUUCCCUACCCUUGAUACCUUAUAGCAAAAAAAUUCCAUUCCAAAUAAAAGAAGAAAUUUUACCAUUUGUAAAUGGUGUGGGAUUUCACCUUCAAAGAAUAAUUCAACUAAUCCGCACAUAACAAUGACAGUCUGGAUUUUUUUCGGUGACUAGUUUCUGUAUUUCAUAUCUUUUACAAUGUACUAAUAAUAUAUCUUUCCUGCUACAUAUUGAGUGUCCUUUUACCAACAACAUAAGAAAGAUGGCAGAUUUCUGCUGCAGGGAGGGAAUGUUUUUCUGAGAAAGUCAAUUGAUUUGUUUAUCUUGGCUGCAAAAGUUACAUACAGUAUAUCAAACAACUAUGUGUAGCUAAGUUUUUUAUGGUAUGUGUAUGACUCAUUGUAAUACAUUGGAUAGAGUUGGACAGUGGUCUUCAAAAUCUGGUUGGCUGUUGCCACCAUUUGGGUACAGAUUAAGAACUGCUCAAUUGCUUUUUAGCUAAAGCAGUUUCGGCUUAAAAGAGGCAACAUGGCAUGGUGGAUUGAAGACUGGCCUUAAAAUCAACAGGACCUGGGUGCAGGUCACAGCUUCCUAAAGUUAAUAACUUACAGAUUGCCAGUCUGCAUCUUUGAAAUGGAGUUUCCACACCAAGAGGUACCCAUGCUCGUCACAAGCCUAACCAAAAAACAAAAAUCUGUCUAGGCUCAGAGGUUUUUUUUUUGUUUUGUUUUGUUUUGCUUUUUAGAACAAUCAAAUUUGUUCUGUUCCAUCAAAAAAAAAAUUCCUAAUGAUUAAAUUUCUUCUGUUUUACAA
This is a messenger RNA of Vombatus ursinus (common wombat), 4320 nucleotides long. RefSeq names its product transmembrane protein 246 (gene PGAP4). Gene Ontology annotation, biological process: GPI anchor biosynthetic process. The transcript has 4 exons. The coding region runs from base 426 to 1616 and encodes 396 amino acids. The record is from RefSeq and is a predicted model, not a curated record. Gene Ontology annotation, molecular function: glycosyltransferase activity. NCBI's taxonomy places the organism in Eukaryota, Metazoa, Chordata, Mammalia, Diprotodontia, Vombatidae. Gene Ontology annotation, cellular component: Golgi membrane.